CGUUACUUUACCCGCUAUCGGGUGUCUACAGCGUUGGUGUGGUGCAUGGAGAUGAAGCUUCUCUCUAGAGCUGAUGCGAUUUACAAGCGUUGGUAGAGUAGACUUAUAUGGUUGUGUGCCUAGGCUCUCUUAGCCGUCUGAUGGCGCCGUUGGGCGUCCCAGUGGUUGGAGAGGAUCUCAAUUGCUCCCUUGUCAAUCCUACAACCAAGGUUGAAGGAUGGUGAAGGGACUACACAAGGCUUAGCUUCUCUUGUCGUUACCUUAAGUUGAUAGGCCGUUGAGAAGUUAGUUGGCCUCUGUAUCUCGUAAUCUACAUGUUAAAUUCAUUUCAUUGCUGCUCAAAACGGGGCUCGGACUCGGUCGGUUUAUUCGGAAGUGCGAGCAGUUAGGCCAUUUAUGAACUGUUGAUAUUCUUCUGAUACGUUUGCUCUUUGACCGUAGUGGACCUUUUCCUCAAUUAUUGAGUACAUGUUCUUCAAAUCAUUCUAGGGUUCUAAUUCGUCCAGAAAUGAUGAGUUCGGAGUUUGCCGCUAUUGGACGAAUGAUUUUGCUUAUGCAAUUACUUCCAGGAAUUCUAGCUUGGGGAAAGGAAGGCCACUAUGCUACAUGCAAAAUAGCUGAGGGACUUAUUAAUAAAGAAGCUGCUGCUGCUGUGAAAGUUCUUCUCCCAGAGUAUGCGGAUGGCGACCUUGCUGCUGUUUGCUCCUGGGCUGAUGAGAUUCGCUUCCACUAUCACUGGAGUGGGCCUUUGCACUACCUAGACACACCCGAUUUCAAGUGUAACUAUGAAUACUGCAGGGACUGCCAUGACUCCUCGGGACAGAAAGAUAGGUGUGUCACUGGAGCAAUUUACAACUACUCAGAGCAGCUAACAACUUAUCAGGACCCUAUUUUAAAACUGAAAUAUAAUUUGACGGAGGCACUAAUGUUCUUGUCACAUUUUAUUGGAGAUGUCCAUCAGCCUCUUCAUGUUGGUUUCACUGGAGAUGAAGGCGGGAACACAAUAAUGGUCCAUUGGUAUCGGAGGAAGGCCAAUUUACACCAUAUAUGGGAUACCCUGAUCAUUGAGUCUGCCUUGAAGGCAUUCUAUGAUUCGGAUCUUGCAGUAAUGAUACAAGCCAUUCAGAGGAAUAUAUCAGAUGGUUGGUCUUCAGACAUCUCAUUAUGGGAAAAUUGUGUUUCAGGAUAUGCUGCUUGUCCAAACCCGUAUGCUUCUGAAAGCAUUAGUUUGGCUUGCAAGUUUGCUUACCGAAAUGCAACACCAGGAAGCACUUUGGAAGAUGAUUAUUUCCUCUCUCGGUGGCCCAUUGUGGAGAAGAGGCUGGCCCAAGGUGGGGUCCGUUUGGCAGCCACCCUGAACCGUAUCUUCACUUCCCAGCCAGCCAUCUCAGAAGUGUGACCCACAGAGGCUAAUAAGAUAAGCUAAAUGAGUGGUCAGCAGCCACAUCAAUUAAAGAUUUCCCAAGAGAAAUGUAUUCGUCUCUUCCAUUUAAUUCCGUUUUGGGUGUUGAAGCACUGCGCAGGUAAAAAACAAAUGACUUUUGACUCUAUCAUAACUCUGGCCCAUUGCAUACACCUGGAGAUUGAAGAUCCUCCCAAAGUACAAUAUCAAACUCAUUAGUUGAUCUUUACGAAACUGAAUGUUUCAUUGUUAUUUUGUAAUAAUUUGAAUUUAAAAUGAGCUUUGAUUCCUUGCACA
This is a messenger RNA of Macadamia integrifolia, 1699 nucleotides long. RefSeq names its product endonuclease 4-like. Gene Ontology annotation, biological process: DNA catabolic process. The record is from RefSeq and is a predicted model, not a curated record. The transcript is spliced from 10 exons. Lineage: Eukaryota; Viridiplantae; Streptophyta; Magnoliopsida; Proteales; Proteaceae. Bases 509 to 1399 code for a protein of 296 amino acids. Gene Ontology annotation, molecular function: endonuclease activity; nucleic acid binding.